AUGGCCGAAAUGAGCCAAACCUGGAAUUUUGCCGCUAUCGGGCGUUUAACCUUGGUUAUCUUCCAGCUGCUCUUCAACACCAGCAUGUUGUCUGUCUUCAUCUUUCACCCGUCGCUGCGCACUUCAUUCACCGUCUACAUCAUGGCGCUUUUAUCCUGCAACAUCUUUUACUCCGCCGGCGAAUAUCCGUUGGAAAUCCUGCGCUUGACGUAUCCGCAAUGGUGGAUGUCGGAACGUGCCUGUGGUUUCUAUUUAUACCAUAUCUGGGUGUUCUGCGCGGUGUCCAUGCACAUGCACGUUCUGAUCACGAUUAACCGGCUCUGGGCGUUGUUCUAUCCCGUCUCCUAUCGCCAGCGCCAUUCCAGUAAAGUCGCGGUGUUGAUGUGUUUGGGCAUGGUCGGUUAUGUCCAUGUUAUCUGUUUCCCGGUGUACAUCAUUGAUCAGCUGUACUACCGGCGCCCAGCGGAUCAGUUUGGAUGCGUGCUGAAUAUCAAAGAGCAGAAUGUUUACGGAACGGUUGCUAACAUCAUGGUUGGGAUGGGUUCGACGAUGCAUUUAAGAGGGUCAACGAUGAAUUUCCGAGGCGACUUUUCCCUCACUUCACAUGGCCAUAAAUCAGGACAUUCGCCUAGUCAUAAGUCCAACAGGAAGCCUAACCACGGCGACCAUCUUCGACCGUUCUUAGUGCUGACCUUGUUAACUGUCAGCGUUUUGGUUUGCUGGACGCCGGAUCAGACGUACUGGACCAUUGCCUGCUUCAUGCAGAUGAUGGACUUGCCGGUGCUGCGAAACUUUACCAUGGUCCUUUUUGCUCUGCAGGCGGUGUUGGAUCCCAUUCUGUUUGCCAUGUCCUUAGCGAGUUUUAGAAACUACUUAUGGCAAAUUUGUCGGUCGUGCUGUUGUUGUUUGGCGGGUGCUGGGCACAAGAAGUGA
Messenger RNA from Paramacrobiotus metropolitanus, 933 nucleotides. RefSeq lists its product as uncharacterized. Gene Ontology annotation, cellular component: membrane. Lineage: Eukaryota; Metazoa; Tardigrada; Eutardigrada; Parachela; Macrobiotidae. Gene Ontology annotation, molecular function: G protein-coupled receptor activity. The record is from RefSeq and is a predicted model, not a curated record. Bases 1 to 933 code for a protein of 310 amino acids. Gene Ontology annotation, biological process: G protein-coupled receptor signaling pathway. The transcript is spliced from 3 exons.